Messenger RNA from Pungitius pungitius (ninespine stickleback), 1261 nucleotides. It is a transcript of the gene ube2b, whose product is annotated as ubiquitin-conjugating enzyme E2B (RAD6 homolog). Gene Ontology annotation, biological process: proteasome-mediated ubiquitin-dependent protein catabolic process; protein polyubiquitination; DNA repair. The transcript is spliced from 6 exons. NCBI's taxonomy places the organism in Eukaryota, Metazoa, Chordata, Actinopteri, Perciformes, Gasterosteidae. Gene Ontology annotation, cellular component: HULC complex. Bases 151 to 609 code for a protein of 152 amino acids. The record is from RefSeq and is a predicted model, not a curated record. Gene Ontology annotation, molecular function: ubiquitin conjugating enzyme activity.
CCGCGGACGGAAAGCUCGCCAGUUAUUUUGGUAGAAGAAGAAGAAGAAGAAGAAGGAAAAAAACGGGUCAAAAGCGGAAGAAACACCGGAUUUGGUUUCGGAUAUCAGUCGUUUUAUGCUCUUGCUUUUUAAAAAAAUACAUUUUCAAUAAUGUCGACACCGGCAAGGAGACGGCUGAUGAGGGAUUUUAAACGACUUCAAGAAGAUCCUCCCACCGGUGUGAGUGGAGCACCGUCAGAGAACAACAUCAUGCUUUGGAACGCAGUUAUUUUUGGGCCUGUGGGAACACCGUUUGAAGACGGGACGUUUAAGUUGCUGAUAGAGUUUUCCGAGGAGUACCCGAACAAGCCUCCCACGGUCCGGUUUGUCUCCAGAAUGUUCCACCCCAAUGUUUACGCAGACGGCAGCAUCUGUCUCGACAUCCUGCAGAACCGCUGGAGCCCCACGUACGACGUGUCGUCCAUACUCACCUCCAUCCAGUCGUUGCUGGAUGAGCCAAACCCCAACAGCCCGGCCAACAGUCAGGCCGCACAGCUCUAUCAGGAAAACAAGCGGGAGUACGAGAAGAGGGUGACGGCCAUCGUGGAGCAAAGCUGGGUGGACGUCUGAGCUCCGCCUCCUCCGCCCUUUCAUCAGCGCCGUACUCCACCUGUUCAUUCUUCCCUCCUCGAGAAAGAAGAAUAAAAAAACAGCAACUAUAUCCGAAGAACUCAAGUGCCACGCAAAGAAACCCAAGCAGAGUGGACAUUAACGUGCUCGCCGACUCAAAUCAAUCUGUUUCUGGUCCUUUUUAAUUUUACUUUUUUUAUUGCAUGAUGUGAAAUAAGUUAUUGCUAACGGAAUUUGUAAUAUAUCUGUUGUUUGGUUGGAUUGAUGAUGCAGUUGGUGUUUGAGUUUUCCUCUUCUGUGUAACAUCUGGUUCAGGCAGGAUGAUUUAAGGACCAGUUUAGAAUUAUCAGACUAAUAUUCAUCCUCCAAAUGAGACCUUUUAUCAGCGCCCACAGCCCCCCCCCCGUUUAAUCCUGCUCUUAAAAUCACACAUUAAAUCAACGAGCAGAAGAUCGAAGCGGCUCAAGUCGUCUCCAGUUCCCCAUUUAAAGAUUUAAAAAGACCUGAGAUUAUGAUCACGAGGGACGAGACGUCAUGAUGAAGCUCCGCCUCUGAGGAACCACGAGGGAUAUGUUACAAAGAUUUUGAAUUAAACAAAAUGUAUACUUAUGACAAUAUGCUGUAUAAACAUAAUAAAAGACAUUUUUCAGAG